Labrus bergylta (ballan wrasse) is the source of this 2455-nucleotide messenger RNA. Lineage: Eukaryota; Metazoa; Chordata; Actinopteri; Labriformes; Labridae. The record is from RefSeq and is a predicted model, not a curated record.
CAGCUGAACAUCUGACCUCCUGCAGCCGUCUGACCUCUGACCUCUGACCUCUGAAGGAGCCAUGAGCCUUCAGCAGAACUCUCUCGGUCCUGGUGACACCUUUAGUCUGUCUGCUUCUCUGGCUCCUCCCCCUCCACGUUGCCAUAGCGAUGAAGAAGAGGAGGAUCUGAACAAGGCUUUUGAUGUUCAGGGUUUUCAGGAGAUCCUCUGUCCUGCAGCUCGCAGCCCACCGGAGAAACGCCGAGUGUACGACGAGCAGGACUACGAGGACCACCGUCACUUCUCUCCCCACGUCCAUCAUCCUCUGUCCAAACCCCCCGCUGACAUCAGGAGGAGGAGGACCAAUGAGGAGGAGAGGCGAGGCUCCGCCCCUAACGCUGCAGCCACCAUAGAAGAAGAUCAGGAGGAGGAGGAGGGUGGGGAAGCGUCUUACCAUGAGGAGAGGGAACGAACGACCACGCCCACCAGUGACCCGCCCACCAAGUCGUCCAAUCACAACGGCCUCUCACCUGGCUGCAUUGUGACCAAUGUCCCUGCAGAUGAUGCUGACGAGGCGGAAACUCUGCCAUCAGUCGAUCUGGACGGCAUCAAGAGUCACAGAUUGGACGAUGUUCCUGCAGUGCGGCGUCACCUGUUGAGGCGGAGCUCCAGAGGGCCGACCGUCCACGUCAGCAAAGACCAGAGCAGCCGAGCCCCGACACACCUGCAGCCUGACCACACCCCUCAUGAGGUGUUUGUGGAGCUGAACGAGCUGGUGAUCGACAGGAACCAGGAGCUGCAGUGGAGGGAGACAGCUCGAUGGAUCAAGUUUGAGGAGGAGGUGGAGGAGGAGACAGAGCGCUGGGGGAAGCCUAAAGUCCCCUCCCUCUCCUUCCGUUCCCUGCUGGAGCUCCGAAAAACCAUGUCCCAUGGGGCGGUGCUCCUGGACCUGAAGCAGGGGACUCUUCCGGGGAUCGCUCAGCAGGUGGUGGAGCAGAUGGUGAUCUCUGAUCAAAUCAAAGCUGAAGACAGAGCCAACGUCCUGAGAGCCCUGCUGCUCAGACACAGCCAUCCCAGUGAUGAGAAAGACCACAGUCUGUUCAGCAAGAACAUCUCUGCAGCCAAUGUGGCCAACUUGAUUGACAGACACAUUGGCCAAUCAGAGCACUCCACCAAUGUGACCAAUCACAGAGAGGCUGAUGGAGAGAAAAACAAGAAAGAAGCCCUGCCCCUCUGUCACUCCAGAUCCAAACAUGAAGAGAAGCUGAUGGAAAAGAUCCCGGAGAGAGCGGAGGCCACUGUUGUCCUUGUGGGCAGUGUAGGCUUCCUGGACCAGCCCUCCAUGGCCUUCGUGAGGCUGCAGGAGGCGGUUCUGUUGGAGUCGGUCCUAGAGGUUCCUGUCCCUGUGAGGUUCCUCUUCCUCCUGUUGGGCCCGCCCACCGCCAACAUGGACUAUCACCAGAUUGGACGAUCCAUCUCUACGCUCAUGUCAGACAAGCACUUUCAUGAGGCUGCGUAUCAGGCUGACGACCGCCAGGACCUGCUGGCAGCCAUCAACCGUUUUCUGGAUUGUAGCGUGGUCCUCCCUCCCUCUGAGGUCGGCGAUGAUGAAAUGCUUCACUCAGUCGCUCGCUUCCAACGAGAAAUGCUCCGAAAGAGGGAGGAGGAGCAGAGCGGGAAACUGCAGGAGAAACAGAGCAGCACUCAGCAGGAUGAAGAUUCUCUUGUUCCCUCCAAACACGGAGACGAGCCCCUGAAACGUUCAGGCCGUCUCUUCGGAGGUCUGAUCAAAGAUGUGACUCGACGUUACCCUCAGUACCUCAGCGACCUUCAAGAUGCUCUGAACCCGCAGUGCAUGGCCGCCAUCAUCUUCAUCUACUUCGCAGCACUGUCACCUGCCAUCACCUUCGGUGGACUCCUGGGUGAGAAAACAGACGGUCUGAUUGGUGUAUCCGAGCUGAUAGUCGCCACGUCGCUGCAGGGUAUAGUCUUCAGCGUCCUGAGCGCUCAGCCUUUGCUGAUCAUCGGCUUCUCUGGACCGCUGCUGGUGUUUGAAGAGGCUUUCUACACUUUUUGUAAAGAUAACGGGAUCGAGUAUCUGACAGGCCGGGUGUGGAUCGGGUUCUGGCUGGUGCUGAUCGUAGUCCUGACUGUGGCCUUCGAGGGGAGCAUCCUGGUCCGCUUUGUUUCCCGUUUCACUCAGGAAAUCUUCUCCUUUCUCAUCUCCCUCAUUUUCAUCUACGAGACAUUCGCCAAACUGAUCAAGAUCUUUCAGGAGCAUCCCCUUCAAAACUGUUACCAUGGAAACAACACAGUGUCCUCAUCUAAAUGCAACUACACCGCAGCAGCAAGGGAUUCUGGGAAGAUUGUUGGAGAACCAAACACAGCCCUGCUGUCAUUCGUGCUCAUGGCUGGGACGUAUUUCAUUGCUUUCUACCUGCGCAAGUUCAAGAACAGCUCCUUCUUCCCCGGGAGG